This is a messenger RNA of Peromyscus eremicus (cactus mouse), 3870 nucleotides long. RefSeq names its product solute carrier family 15 member 2 (gene Slc15a2). The transcript has 22 exons. Gene Ontology annotation, biological process: transmembrane transport; oligopeptide transport. The record is from RefSeq and is a predicted model, not a curated record. Lineage: Eukaryota; Metazoa; Chordata; Mammalia; Rodentia; Cricetidae. Gene Ontology annotation, molecular function: dipeptide transmembrane transporter activity. The coding region runs from base 162 to 2384 and encodes 740 amino acids. Gene Ontology annotation, cellular component: membrane.
CACUUUCUCCUCGCCUAUAGCUUCCAGCUCUGCUCUGAGGCAAGCAGCUCCCGAAACUGACACCCACAGGGUUAAACCUAGUUGCUGUAGCCAUCCCUCCUCCUCCCUAGUCCCCCUUUUCACUUAGGCUGGCAGCUAUCCUAACUGCCUACUGAAGCCAAAUGCUUGAGGAGAGAGAGAGUAAGGAGCCAGCCAUGAAUCCCUUCCAGAAAAAUGAGUCCAAGGAAACUCUUUUUUCACCUGUCUCUACCGAAGAGGUGCUGCCUAGACCUCCAAGUCCUCCAAAGAAGCCAUCUCCGAAAAUCUUUGGCUCCAGCUAUCCACUCAGCAUCGCCUUCAUCGUGGUGAAUGAAUUCUGCGAGCGUUUUUCCUAUUAUGGCAUGAAAGCUGUGCUGACCUUGUACUUCCUGUAUUUCCUGCACUGGAAUGAAGACACCUCCACAUCUGUAUACCAUGCCUUCAGCAGCCUCUGCUAUUUCACCCCCAUCUUGGGAGCAGCCAUUGCUGACUCAUGGCUGGGAAAAUUCAAGACAAUCAUCUAUCUCUCCCUAGUGUACGUUCUUGGCCAUGUAUUCAAGUCUUUGGGUGCCAUACCAAUACUGGGAGGAAAGAUGCUGCAUACAAUCUUAUCAUUGGUUGGCCUGAGUCUAAUAGCUCUGGGGACAGGAGGUAUCAAACCCUGUGUGGCGGCUUUUGGUGGUGACCAGUUUGAAGAAAAACAUGCAGAGGCACGGACUAGAUACUUCUCAGUCUUCUACCUCUCCAUCAAUGCAGGGAGCUUGAUUUCUACGUUCAUCACACCCAUGUUGAGAGGAGAUGUGAAGUGUUUUGGGGAAGACUGCUAUGCACUUGCUUUUGGAGUUCCGGGAUUGCUCAUGGUAGUAGCUCUUGUUGUCUUUGCAAUGGGAAGCAAGAUGUACAGAAAACCACCCCCUGAAGGAAACAUAGUAGCUGGAGUGAUCCAAUGCAUAUGGUUUGCUGUCUGCAACCGCUUCAGGAACCGUUCUAGGGACGUUCCAAAGAGACCCCACUGGCUAGACUGGGCAGCGGAGAAAUACCCAAAGCAUCUCAUUAUGGAUGUGAAGGCACUGACCAGGGUCCUGUUCCUUUAUAUCCCACUGCCCAUGUUCUGGGCUCUUUUGGACCAACAGGGCUCACGAUGGACCCUGCAAGCUAACAAAAUGAACGGUGAUUUGGGAUUUUUUGUGCUUCAGCCAGACCAGAUGCAGGUACUAAAUCCCUUUCUGGUUCUUAUCUUCAUCCCAUUGUUUGACCUUGUCAUUUACCGGCUGAUCUCCAAGCUCAGAAUUAACUUCUCCUCACUUAGGAAAAUGGCUGUCGGGAUGAUCCUAGCAUGCCUGGCAUUUGCAGUUGCAGCGUUUGUAGAGAUAAAAAUAAAUGGAAUGACUCAUCCCCAGCCAGCUUCCCAAGAGGUUUUCUUACAAGUCUUGAACCUGGCAGAUGGUGAAAUAAAGGUGACAGUGCUAGGGAGUAGAAAUAAUUCUCUCUUGGUGGAGUCCAUCAACUCUUUCCAGAACACAACGCACUAUUCCAAACUACACCUGGAAACAAAAGUCCAAGAUUUACGUUUUCAUCUGAAGCAUAACAACUUGUCUGUCUACAAUAAGCAUCCUGUAGAGGAGAAGAACUGUUACCAUUUGGUCGUUUAUGAGGAUGGGGAAAGUAUCUCCAGUGUGCUGGUAAAGGAUAUGGAAAUCAAACCAGCCAACGGAAUGACAGCCAUCAGGUUUAUUAACGCCUUGCACAAAGACAUCAAUAUCUCCUUGGAAUCAGAUGCUCCUCUCAGUGUGGGCAAAGACUACGGAGUGUCUGCAUACAGAACUGUGCUGAGAGGAGAGUACCCUGCAGUGCACUGUAAGAUGGAAGACAGAGACUUUUCUCUCGACUUAGGUCUCCUAAACUUUGGUUCAACGUAUCUGUUUGUGAUCACUAAUACCACCAGUCGAGGUCUUCAGACUUGGAAGACAGAAGAAAUUCCAGCCAAUAAACUGUCCAUUGCAUGGCAGCUACCACAAUAUAUCCUGGUUACAGCAGCAGAGGUCAUGUUUUCCGUCACAGGACUCGAGUUUUCUUAUUCCCAGGCACCAUCUAGCAUGAAAUCUGUGCUCCAGGCAGCCUGGUUGUUGACAGUUGCAGUUGGGAACAUCAUCGUGCUUAUUGUGGCACAGUUCAGUGGCCUGGUACAGUGGGCCGAAUUCAUUCUGUUCUCCUGCCUCCUGCUGGUGGUCUGCCUGAUUUUCUCCAUCAUGGGUUACUACUAUGUUCCUCUAACGUCAAAGGGCGUUCAGGAGCCAACGGAUAAGCAGGUUCCUCAGACCCAGGGGAACACGAUCAACCUAGAAACCAAGAAUACAAGGCUCUGAUGACUCACUGGACUCGUGACUGAUUCCUGGCUCUGGUUUCAGUCAUCUCUUAUCUUCGGGCCUAUUUCACCCCUACCGGGUUAGGAGAAGGAAACAGCAUUUUAUCUGAGUGGAUCUUCUCCAUUUUUUUCUACCACAACAGAGGCAAUUCUAGGAUUAGGUUUUCAGGUAUAUCUUUAAACAAGAAUCCAAGAGACUCUGUGUCCUCCGGGCUACCAAUAAGCUCACUAAACAUCAGGCAAUGUUUCUCAAGCUAGCCUAGUAUCUCCAAAUGGCCAUGAAAAUACAAAUGUGUCAUAGAGAUAAGUCUCUGUGGGCAUGCUAAGUUUGGGAGACUCCUUUAUCAGGUAUUUAGAACUGAUAACUCCAUUUGUUGACAUGUUGGUUUGGGAGCAAAAGUGCAGAAUAGUAGAGGAAUGGUAUUUCACGUUUCUUUAUCAGUAGUAUAAUUGUACUGUUCAUGAAGAUGUCAAGAAUGGUAUGUAUGGUAUGAUCUAAUCCAGAGGCCAGCUUGUCAGCCUCUAGCAAGUUUAAUAUGAUUUUAAAUGGCAGGCUACAGAAUGGCAUUUUAUUACAGCAUAGAAGAUACAUCUUUCUGAUUACCACAGCGUUUCAUCUACUCAUCCAAACACUCCUUGUUUCUGUCCUGAACUGUGCUCUUCCGAGGACAUCUGUCUAACAAACUAACUAUAACUUUGCAACCCAGCUUUUUAAGUAUUGCUGGAACAGCUUUAUCUUAUUAUUACAUCUCAUUUUGCUUAGUACAGCAAAUCUUCAGUAACAAAAUGUUUUUCUAGCCCAACUUCCUUUAAUUUUUUUCUAUUUGGCUUGCUUGUGAUGUAUUUUUAGUUUUUUUCAUAAUUUUUGUUUACAUUUCUCCCUUUAGUCUUAGAAAUUUCCUGUUUAUUGAAAAGGGAUGACAAUACUACUGUUUUGAAUCUCUAAACUGUAAUAUUCAACAAAUGGGCAAGGUCCUGCAUGAGAAACCUAUCAAAAUCUGCAGGGGUGGGCAGAGCAUGUGGACUUUCUGUUUGUGUGUGUGAACAAAAAGUGUCUGGAAACAGUAUCUCACGUGCAAUGUGUGGAUCAAGGGACAUGCUUGGGAGUAGCAGGACGGUGUCAUGUGUUGCUAGGAGGAAAAAUUCACAAGCUCUGUAUGAUAGACCUCAUUUCCACCCCCUUUUACUACUUCGUUCCCAUCUAUAGCCACGCUGGAUCGCAUUUUGUUAAUAAUGUAAUAUAUUCUUAAGAGAAUCUGCUCCAGUUCUUCAAGCUUUAAAUACUGUAGUUUUAAUGACUAAGAUUUCAGAAGCACAGAAGAGAUCGCAAUACCAUUCAUUUCCCCCAGAUACCUUGUUGUGAACUUGUCCAUACUCCUUUAGAAGAUGUUCAUUUCUAAGCAGCUUUAACUCAAACUAUUUUUUGACUUUUGUUGUAAGAGAUGUUAACACUGAUCUGUGAAUAAAAGGUUUUAUGUACAAGUAAA